AUGAUGUAUUCUCAAAUUCGUUUGGUACAACCAAAAGAGAACUGUGGUGUUGGGAAAUGUCGAUUUGCCGGUAAAGAACACGUUCAUUGUACUCAACGGAGGUGCCAUUUCUGUGCGGACGACGACUUGAUCAUAACGAAUCAUGCUGUGGUGUUCCAUGCCGGUCUGGCUCCUCCAGCUCAUGCAGAGUUCUUCCAUAUUGAUUCAAAGUGCCGUUCGCAACAGGUCGAAAAGCCAUUAAACAGCUCACUCUUGACCACUGUCUGCACCGAAUGCCCGUUGGAUGGAAAGAAAUCUCAUUAUCAUUGCAUUUAUUGCGAUAAGUUUACCUGGGGCUAUCAUAAUUCCGAAUAUUGGUGUCCGGAUUUCAACAUGAUCCUCGGUUGCUUCACAAUGGCUGUUCAGAUGUGCCUGAGGCCGUUUUGUAAGCUGAAGAAGAAAACUCUUCAUUUCCACUGUGCUGUGUGUGAUCAAGGCUUUUCUGAAAAGAGUAAGCUCCGCCUCCAUUCUCUGAGACAUGGGACCUCUGUGACCGGCCAAGGGUGA
Cooperia oncophora is the source of this 546-nucleotide messenger RNA. The record is from the annotation of a GenBank genome assembly. Lineage: Eukaryota; Metazoa; Nematoda; Chromadorea; Rhabditida; Trichostrongylidae.